Fulvia fulva is the source of this 1329-nucleotide messenger RNA. RefSeq lists its product as uncharacterized. The coding region runs from base 1 to 1329 and encodes 442 amino acids. Gene Ontology annotation, molecular function: glycosyltransferase activity. The transcript has a single exon. Lineage: Eukaryota; Fungi; Ascomycota; Dothideomycetes; Mycosphaerellales; Mycosphaerellaceae. The record is from RefSeq and is a predicted model, not a curated record.
AUGGCCAGCUUAAUGACAAGGAGGAUGUACGCGGUUCUGGGGCUGACCAUCGUCCUCAUUGUCGGAUUUUCCUGGCACAUAUCAUCGCCGUCGGCCAACUCUAGGGGAUACAUCAAGGACCUGCUUCACAUCUCAAACCCAAGCUAUGUUCUUGAGUCUCAGGAGUGUGAGAGGCCUCCUUCUGCGCAAGAUCCACAGCAGGUAUAUCUACCGAUACCAUCAGCAGUGGAACAUCCCAUAAUACACACAAGUCCUGCACUAUCGACAGCCUCUCCGGAAGCACCAGCAAGCGCUCAUUCGGCAGAGGUUGAUGCGCCCGGCUACGGCAGCAAGCUCCCAUUCGAAAAUGAUCUGGCCCUCGAAUUCCCUAAGAUCGAUGUUGACCACCUCAAAACGAUGGCGCCACAUCACUACAAAGGUCCUGGCCAUGCAACCUUCGCGUUGAUUUUCCUGAGCCGCAAUGGCUCCAUACAAGAUCCGUACUUCCUCGCCACUCAUGAAGUUGUGUUUCGACUUCUCUGGAAACCAGACACGAAAUCCACAGAGCACUCCGUGACUGUAUUCGUUGCACCUUUCGUAUCGCAGGAACAACGGUCGUCCUUCGAAGCCAUCGGCGCAAUCGUGCGAGAAGUCCAGGAGAUGCCAUUCCGAUCAGACCUGCACAAUGGCAAUUCCAUCUCACACAGGUUCCGGGAUGUGUUCUCAAAGCUCGAGAUGUGGGCUCAGACUGAUUUCAGCCGGAUUGCUUACCUGGACUCGGAUGCGUUUCCUCUGGUCAAUAUCGAUGCGCUCCUGAGCCAACAGCUCGCUCCUGAACGAAGUUGUCGACGAGAGCUGCUUUGGACGGAGGACCAGACACAUGCCGAGGAGAGUUGUCGGUACACUUUCACAGCGGUGCAAGACUUGGGCGUUAGUAGCAUGUUCAAUGCCGGGGUGAUGGUGCUUCGGCCGGAUAGCGCGAUGCAUGAGCUUCUUCUGGCAGAUUUCCACGAUCCAGACAAUACUGGACUUCUGAACAGCGGCUUCCCUGGGCAAGGUCUUCUGAGCCAUGUAUUUCGCCUAGAUGGACCUUUUCCGGCAACGGUGAUCGGUAAAGCUUGGAAUGGUGAUGCUGGAGUGAAGGACGCUGGCGGGCAGUUGAACAUAUUGCACGCCAAACUAUGGGCGUUGGUGCACGAAGGACGGCAUUGGACGGAUGGAUUGUUCGUGAAGACGUGGCAGGAGUUGAGCACUUUGUAUGGCAGUGAGGAGUUCGGCAGCAGGCGUGCUCAGGAUACCGUGCUCUGGAAGGAGUACUUCAGCGCGAGCGGGAGUGGUGGUGUAGUAUGA